AUCUCAUGAUUUCAGAUGCAAAGCAUUACACAUCCCGCCUCCCCACACCCGCCCUUCCUGCACACUUCCGCACGGAACACGGGAAUUCUACACAGUGCUCACUGGGAACCGAACGGUCAGCGCCGACAUCACAGACUCCGGCUGACCAAGCCUCCUGGGGGGCGGAGGCAACCUGCCAAGCCCCGCCCCUGCGUGCCCCGCCCACUGUUCCUUCCCCUAGCCUGUCCAGUCUGGAAGCUGCUAGAGGAGCCUCUCUCAGGACCCCGCCGGCCUCAGCGCUCGGAGCUGCGCCAUGCUUGCCUUCCGAAGCGGCCUGACCUGGGCGCUGGCCCCACGGGCGCGCGCGCCUCAGGGCCCAGACAAAAGGAUGGAACACUCUAUGAAUUUUGUACCUAUUAUCUUAAACCCUCAAAAAUGAUUGAGUUCCUGGAAAAUUUUAAGAAAAAUGUUCAUCUUCAGACAGCUCACUCUGAAUUGGUUGGAUAUUGGAGCGUAGAAUUUGGAGGCAGAAUGAAUAAAGUAUUUCAUAUUUGGAAAUACGAUAAUUUUGCUCAUCGAACUGCAGUCCGGAAAGCACUGGCCAAAGAUAAGGAAUGGCAAGAACAGUUCCUCAUUCCAAAUUUGGUUCUCAUUGAUAAACAAGAGAGUGAGAUUACUUAUCUGGUCCCAUGGUGCAAAAUAGAAAGGCCUGCGAAAGAAGGUGUCUAUGAACUGGCUACUUUUCAGAUGAAACCUGGUGGUCCAGCUUUGUGGGGUGAUGUAUUUAAAAAAGCAGUUCAUACCCAUGUCAAUCGAGGCUACACAAAACUAGUUGGUGUUUUCCACACAGAAUAUGGAGCACUCAACAGAGUUCAUGUUCUUUGGUGGCAUGAGAGUGCUGACAGUCGUGCAGCUGGCAGACAUGAAUCUCAUGAGGAUCCCAGAGUUGUGGCAGCUGUUCGGGAAAGUGUCAACUACCUGGAAUCUCAGCAGAAUAUACUUCUGAUUCCUACAUCAUUUUCACCAUUGAAGUAGUUUGGUACUGAAAAUAUCAAGUAUUUCAUUAACUGGUAUUAUAAGAUGUGUCUUCCAAUGGUGCUUAAAUUCUCCCAAGAGAAUUAUUCUUUUUUCUUUGAAGAAGGUGGUAAGUUCUUCACAUUUUUUAAAGCCACGCCUAUCAUUUGUCACCCUUAUUUCAGUUCAUUUGCCCCUUGGUAUUUCAGUACUGUCAUAUGUUGAAAAUAUCUAUCAAUUGGAAAAUAAUUUUAUUAGGUCCUAAUAUGAAAAAUCUUUGAAGACUCUGGUUUACAUGUAGAGAAAUGUCUUCAUUUAUAAUUAUUACUUCAUUUUGCAUCUUAUUUUAUAAAGGUACUUGUCACUGUAUUAAGUUCUUGAUUUUUCAUUUGUUUCAGAAUAUCUCUUCUGUAUUUUAAUAAACUUUUAUUCAAAUGAUAAGGUCACAUUUUCUUGCUUGUGACCAUAUAUUUAAAUUACUAAUAUACAUUAUCAAUCUUUACAUCAUAUCUGUUUUCCUAAGGUUAUUUUUUUUAAUUUUUUUUGCCCUGUAAAGUAUAUUUUAUAGUAUCAAAUGGAAUUCAUGAAAACAUUAGACAUAUCUCUUUGCUAUAUAAAAAUAUAUUAUCAUUUAUAUUUUAAAUUAUAGUUUUCUCAUUAAUUGGAAAAUAAUGUUACUAGGUCCCAGUACUAUAAAUCUUUGAAGACUUUGGUUUAUAUGCUGAAAUAUCUUCAUUUAUAACUAAUUGUAUUAAUAUUUCCUUCAUUUUGGAUUCUUGGUUUAAUGAUACCUUUAUGGAUAUGGAAAUCUCUCCUAAUAAAAGCCUACCUGUACAUUCUAA
Molecule: messenger RNA, 1835 nt
Organism: Heterocephalus glaber (naked mole-rat)
Lineage: Eukaryota; Metazoa; Chordata; Mammalia; Rodentia; Bathyergidae
Source: RefSeq, a predicted model, not a curated record